Planococcus citri (citrus mealybug) is the source of this 1444-nucleotide messenger RNA. Its product is annotated as cysteine synthase A-like. Gene Ontology annotation, molecular function: cysteine synthase activity; L-cysteine desulfhydrase activity. Gene Ontology annotation, cellular component: cytoplasm. The record is from RefSeq and is a predicted model, not a curated record. The transcript is spliced from 2 exons. Bases 327 to 1289 code for a protein of 320 amino acids. Lineage: Eukaryota; Metazoa; Arthropoda; Insecta; Hemiptera; Pseudococcidae.
UUUUAUCAAAAACCUGUCUAAUCUUAUCUUUUCACAAAUGUAUUUAUGGUAAGAUUAUUUUAUUUCAAGAAUUCAAGAAUACCUACUUAUGUGUGAGUAAUUUUAAACUUUAUGUCAUCGAUCUUACGAUCAAUAAUGGUGUAUAAAUACUCUUACACUCGAGCGUUGUAACGUAUUUGCUGGUUUUUAUUCGUCGAUAGUAGUUCGAGAAUUUAUUCUAUUUAUUAUUUCGUUUCGUGUCGAGGUCCUAGACCUGUCGAUCAGAAUAUUCGUUCUUGCAGAAGUCAACUUUCGAGGAUAACAAGUGAAUCACAACUCAACCAACCAUGAGUAAAAUUUACGAAGACAAUUCACUAACCAUCGGUAACACACCUCUAGUUCGUCUAAAUCGUAUCGGAAACGGUCGCAUUCUCGCAAAAUUGGAAUCACGUAACCCCAGCUUCAGUGUAAAAUGUCGCAUCGGCGCUAGCAUGAUUUGGGAUGCUGAAAAACGUGGCGUUCUAAAACCAGGAAAAGAGCUAGUCGAACCAACCAGCGGCAAUACCGGCAUCGCUCUAGCUUUUGUCGCAGCAUCACGUGGCUACAAAGCAACAUUAGUUAUGCCAGACUGCAUGAACGUAGAAAGACGAAAAUUAUUCAAGGCCCUAGGAGCCAAUCUAGUCCUAACCGAAGGAUCGGCCGGAAUACAAGGCGCUUUCGACAAAGCUGAAGAAAUCGCCUCUAGUGAUCCUGAACGGUACGUGUUACUGCAGCAGUUCAGCAACCCGGCCAAUCCAGCCAUUCACGAGAAAACAACCGGACCUGAAAUUUGGCAAGAUACAAACGGAGCCAUAGAUGUGUUUAUCGCCGGCGUAGGAACAGGUGGAACUUUUACCGGUGCCAGUCGUUAUCUAAAAAGCAAGAAUAACAAUAUACUUUGCGUUGCGGUCGAACCGUCCGAGUCUCCGGUCAUUUCUCAAACACUGGCUGGAGAAGAACUCCGACCUGGGACACAUAAAAUCAUCGGAAUUGGUGCUGGAAUAAUUCCCGAUAAUCUGGAUUUAUCAUUGGUCGGGCGGGUUGAAAAAAUCACCGAUGAUGAGGCCAUCGAAACAGCUCGUCGACUUAUGCUGGAAGAGGGUAUUCUGGCUGGGUUUUCCUCCGGAGCCGCUGUGGCUGCUGCUUUGAAACUUCAACAAGAGAAAGAGUUCGCUGAUAAGACGAUUGUGGUGAUUUUACCAUCUUCGGGCGAACGCUAUCUUAGCACUGUGUUGUUUGAUGGCAUGUUUACCGAGCCCGAAUUCCAGUAAAUGGAUUCUUUUUUAGUAGGUACCUAUCGACUUUUUAAAUCUACUAUAAGAAUUUUUUUCUUCUUUCGUUGUUUUUGUAUAAUAUUAUGGUAGGCACACUUGAUAAUAUUUUUGUGCAAAUUGGCAAAUAAAAUUACAAAUUUUCAAUGCGAUAA